Molecule: messenger RNA, 5232 nt
Organism: Quercus lobata
Lineage: Eukaryota; Viridiplantae; Streptophyta; Magnoliopsida; Fagales; Fagaceae
Product: putative disease resistance protein At3g14460
Exons: 18
Coding region: 143-2338 (731 amino acids)
Source: RefSeq, a predicted model, not a curated record
GUUAUUUGUAAAGAAUAAUUUACUAGAAAAUGUAACUCUAGGGAAUGAGAUUUUACCUAUUUUAAAGUUGAGUUAUGAUAAUCUCCCAUCAUAUUUAAAGAGUUGUUUCACUUAUUGCUCUUUGUUUCCCAAAGAUUAUGAGAUGGACAAGGAAACAGUGAUACAACUAUGGAUAGCACAAGGGCUUAUCCAAUCAUCAAACAAAAAUCAACAAUUAGAGGAUGUUGGUGAUGAGUAUUUCAAGGAUUUACUUUGGAGGUCCUUCUUUGAGGAAGUAGAGACUUACAAAGGCUUAAGAUACAAGAUGCAUGAUUUAAUUCUUGAUCUUGCGGAAGCUAUUGCAGGUGAGGAGUGCAGGCUCGUUAAUAUUGAUGGAAAAAAUAUUAAUGAAAAAAAUCGUCAUGUAUCAUGUCCAUUUUCUAUUGACUCAUCUUUUACUGAAACUUUAAGGUUGUUGGUUAAAGCAGUCAAGCUACGUACAUUUCUUUUAACAUAUAAUGAGCAUGAAUCUGGUGGCUUGGAUGAGUCAAUGUUGAAAACAAUUAUUUUGAGUUUCAAGAGCUUGUGUGCAUUAGAUUUACAUGCACUGAACAUUAAAUCAAUACCAAAUUCUAUAGGGAAGUUAAUACAUCUAAAGUAUCUUGAUGUAUCUUUUAAUUGGGAUAUUGAAACUCUCCCUGAUUCAGUUACUACAUUGUUGAAUUUGCAAGUACUAAAACUUUAUAAUUGUAGAGGUCUCAAAGAAUUACCCAAAAAGUUUAGAGAAUUGGUUAACCUCAAACAUCUUUAUAAUCAUGGUUGUGAUAAUUUGAGUCAUAUGCCUUGUGGAUUAGGGCAAAUGACUUCACUUCAAACAUUACAAUUAUUCAUUGUGAGCACCUCCUCCCACACUGGUGGAUUAGGCGAAUUGAAGAAGCUAAACCUGCAAGGAACAUUAGAGAUCUCACAUUUGGAACGGUUGAAAGAAGCUAACUCAGAAUCCAUUGUUGUGAAUUUAAGGGAGAAGCAACAUCUUGAAAAACUGAUAUUAAAAUGGCAUCAUCAAGAUCAAGUAGAUAAUAAUGAAGAUGAGAAGUUAUUAGAAGACCUCCAGCCACACCAAAAUCUCAAACAUUUGGAAGUGCAUCAGUACAAGGGUGUGAAAUUUUCAAGUUGGUUCUCUUCUCACACAAAUCUUGUUGAUUUAAGGAUAGAGAGUUGUAAGAGAUGCCGAUAUCUGCCACCGUUGUCUCAUCUCCCCUCUUUAAAAUCUCUAUGGCUUGAUAUGAUGAAUGAUUUGGAGUACAUAUCCGAUAAUGAUAUGAGUAAAGAGGUGCCUGCUUCAUCCACAACAUUAUCAACACCGUUCUUCCCAUCUUUAAAGUCACUCACAAUACAGGAAUGUCCUAAUUUGAAGGGAUGGUGGGGGACAACAGGGAGGGAUUUAGUUGCAACAGCAUCCGCAUCAACACCAGAUCAUCAACAAGAUCAGUCUCACAACUCACUGCCUUUAUUUCCUCUUCUUUCUUCUUUGUGGAUUAUUAAUUGCCCUAAAAUGACUUCCAUGCCCCUGUUUCCCAAUCUCGAAGAAUCUCUAUUUUUAAAGAAUGUCAGUUUGAAGCCUUUGCAAGAGACAAUGUCAGUUUCCUCCUCUUCAUUAUCCUCUUCUUCUCCUCUCUCCAAAUUAAAUAAAAUGACUUUGGAUUCUAUAGAAGAUAUAGAGUCUCUUCCGGCUGAGUGGGCACUAUAUUCUCUCAAGGAACUACAAAUUCGGAAUUGCCCUAGACUAACAUCUAUGUCUGGAGCGGUGCGUAAUCUCACCUCCCUCUGUUCGCUAUCAAUUGUCAAUUGCGAGGAGUUCGAUCCAUUCAGAGACAUGCAUGAUGAUGGCAUGGAAUGGCGAUGCCUCAAUUGUCUCCGUGAUUUAUGGUUCAAAGGCAUUCCGAAACUGAAGUCUCUCCCUGUGGGUCUUCAAUGUAUUUCCACCCUAAAAGAGCUCACCAUUUCAAACUGUCCCAAUUUAAUGACUUUGCCGGAGCUCACCUCACUUGAAUAUCUUUGGAUUUGUAGAUGCGAGCCAAAUCUGACAUCACUUCUUGAGAUUAGUUGUCUCACUUCUUUACGGUGGCUGGGGAUUGAAGACUUACCCAAUUUGAUUACUUUCCCCGAAUCAAUUAGGAAUCCAAUCUCACUUGAAAAACUUUACAUUUACGACUGUCCCAAUCUCACAACACUACCUGAUGAUGGUUUUCUCACGUCUUUACAAAAACUGGAAAUUUAUUGUUGUCCCCGGUUAGUGGAAAAAUACAAAAAUAAAAUUGAAAAGGAUUUCCCUAAUUUGGAAAUCGAAUGGAUUUGAAACCAUACCAGCAAACGGCUCUGCUUCGUCUCUGCAACAGCCACUCCCCUCUUUCACUUGCUUCAUGGAGAUAAUCAUCUGAAGAAUUUGAACAAGUUUCUCGGGCAAUAUGGUCAUGGGAUAAAUCACUUGGAUAUUUUCAAGAUUUGGGAAGUUGAUGCAGCUAAGAAUGAAUUGGAAACACAGAAUUUAAGGAGGUGUAUGUAUCUGGGCAUAUUCAGAACCAUAUGAAAAAAGUGCAACAAGUCAACAGCUAUGGCUAAGUACACUCGGGAAGGCAGUACUCAAUUUCAAGCCCUUAACUUCUUCAAAAAAGAUUGAAGUCUGGCACUUGUUGAUAUUUUGAUAACAUCUGGUGAGAGAUCAUUAUUUGGCAACCACCAUCUAGGAAGCAGUUUUAUAUUCAGGCAGAAAUUGUUGGAAAAUGGUCCAAGACUGCUCGAAUCCUUAAUUGAAUGUAUUUCAGAAGGAUGUUCUGGUCCAAUAUUAUUACAGUGUAUGGAAUAUAAAAACAGACCAGAGUUUCUGAUCUCCAAAGUGAGUCCAUACUCCAAUUAUGUAGUUUGGCAUGGAUAAAGAUCACAACUAGGUGUUAACAGAAGAGUUGUUCCUUUUCAAGAAUGUCUUCAUUAUGCUCGCAGCUGAUUCCUUGGAUAUUUGACAACUUUUUAAUGAAGCUAUUGAAAAUUUUCAACCUAAACAUGAACUUUGAAUUUGGAAACAGAAAGUUUUUAGUGAAUUUACAGCUAAUGCAAGAAGAUAAAUAGGUUGAAGCAGAUGAAGACUGUACCUUGGUGUUAGCAACAAGAUUACUGCCUAUCUUCAGUUAAAGUUCAAUUUCAGGGUGACUGGUUCUUAGAAUUUUCAGCCACCCUCUGUGAAACCUAAGCUGAUUGCAAACAUUUAUCUUAGUGUAAUUGUUUCAAUAACAAAACAAGCUUGUUAUGAUUUUUUUUUUUUUUUUUUUUUUUUAAUGCUUUUCAAAUUGGAACCCUUUUACCUAUAUACAUAACUGUACUUUAAAGCAUCCAUAUGAACUUAAUUCUAAGAACUAUCUUGAGAAAUAUUUUAUAGGGAUUAAACAUCUAGAAAAUGCUAAUUAUGAAGAAGAAUCAGAUAAUCUGAAGAAAUUCCUGUGAAAAUCUGAUGAUGGGAUGUAUUGCUUGGAUAGUUUCUGGAUUUGAGAAGCUGAUGUAGCUAAGGUACCAGUUAAACUUGUCUAUAAUCAAAUAUUAUGUUUGAUCAUAAUCAAAUUUGAAGAAUCCUGAGUUGACAUGUAAAUAUAUAAAGAAUAGGUAAUGAAUCUUAUCUAGGAGGUGAUGAUUUCAACAAGAGAAUAAACUUUAAGAAAGAUGAAGGCAUAGAUCUUCUGAAUGACAGGCAAGCUCUACAACGUCUCAUAGAGACUGCUGAGAAAGCAAAGAUGGAGCUGUCAUCUCUGACUCAAACCAAUAAUAUUAGUUUACCUUUCAUUAUCGCCAUUCGGAUGGCCCAAAACACAUUGACACCAUGCUGACUAGUGUCAAAUUUGAAGAACUGUGUUCAGAUUUGUUAGACAGUCUAAUUGCGUGCUUAAGUUCUCUGGAUUACAACUCAUAAGCUUUAAGCACCAGUUGAAACUUCCUUGAGAGAUGCAAAGCUUUCCAAAGAUAUGGAUGUAAUUCAACUUGUAUCCCAGCUGUUUAGGAGCUGAAAAAUAUGGAUGAAGUUUUUGUUCUUGGGGCUGUAGUUCAGAAGGACUUGAAACUUUGGGUGGUGUCAACUUCACCAACUUCCAAAUCAGAGGUGUUCUCCACCGCAGCAGAUGGACAGACCAGUGAAGAGAUUAAUGUCUAUCAGGGUGAGAGAGAGUUUGUGAGGGACAACCAGUGCUAGCACCAUGCCAAGUGAUGGGGCUUUGAGCACCAGUUGAAACUUCCUUAAGAGAUACAAAGCUUUACUUCAAAGAUAUCGAUGAGAAUGAAAGGAUGUGUAUAUAUUAGAGGCAUAUUCAGAACCAUAUGAACAAGUGCAACAAGUCAACAGCUAAGACUGGUGUUUUUUAGCUGGAGAAGUUAUUGACAUUGUGCUCUUGGAUGUCUCACCGUGGAAGGACUUGAAACUUUGGGUGGUGUAAUGACAAAGAUUAUCCCAAGGAACACAACUUCACCGACUUUCAAAUCAGCAGAGGUGUUCUCCAGCACAGCAGAUGGACAGAUCAGUGAAGAGAUUAAUGUCUAUCAGGGUGAAAGAGAGGUAUUUAUCUCUCUGAAAAAAGGGUGAGAGAGAGAUCAUGAGGGACAACAAAUCCCUUGGAAGCUUGUGCUUAAGACACCAAAACAGGUGCUAGCACCAUCACACCAUGGCAAGUGAUGAGGUGGAUAGGAUGGUUAACGAAGUUGAAAAUUUUGCAAAAGGAAGACAAGGAAAAGAGGGAUGCCAUAGAUACAAAGAACCAAGCUAACUCAGUUUUGUACCAUACUAGAAGCAAUCUUCCUAGCUAGACAAGGAGAAUGUAGAGGCUAAAGUGAAUGAGAUCAAGGAUGCCAUCUCUGGUGGAUCUACCCAAGCCAUUAAAGAAGCAAUGGCUGUCCUGAAUCAAGAAAUCAUGUAACUGUGGUAGUCAAUGUUGAUAUGAAUUUGAAUUGGAUUGUCUAUUAGCUUUUUUCGGAUUGACUUAUUUGCAUGGACGGCAACUAUUGUUUAGCCUUGAAUUAUGUUAGAGUUGAGAGAGAACUCUUUGAUAGUUAUUUGGGCGUAUUGGGGUUUAGGUUUGUGAGAGUGGUUCUACACCACCUUUGUACUCUCCAUAUUUGUUGGUGAAACUAUCUCCUUGUCACGGCCCGUGGAUGUAGGCCAAAGGCCGAACAACGUAAAUUCUUGGUGUUCUCUCUUGUUUGUGGUUGUCUAUUUUU